AUGGAAUAUACGGGGGCUCGGGCGGGCGGGGAACGAAGUGAACGGGGCGGGCGGGAAUCUCCAGUUCUAGCAGCAUUUCUAGACUUUUCAAAAGCGUUUGAUAAAGUUAAUCAUACUGGUUUAUUAAUGAAACUUCGAAGCGCAGGUCUAAACGACUCUUUACUUAAAUGGUUUGAGAGUUAUUUAGAAGCCCGCAGAGCUGCGACAGUAGUGGAUGACAAUAUAUUAACUUCAACUGGAAGAACAGUUGGUUCUAUUAAAUUUUUAAGUCACGAAUUAUCACGUCAAGCGCUAAAUUUAGUCUAUAAUGCAUUUGCCUUAAGUUGUAUUAAUCAUGCUAGUAUACUCCACUGUGGAACAACAGAUACAAAUCUUCGCAGAUUAAAUUCUCUUCAAUAUAGCGCAGGUUUGGCCGUUUCUGGAGCUAUGAGAGGUAGCUCACACGAAAAAGUAUGUGCUGAAUUAGGCUGGGUACCAUUUUUUAUCAAACAAGAAAAAGAAGACGUAUUUCCACCUAUACCUAUUAAAUAUGAUUUUUUCGCUAUUCAUCAUCUAUGCUUAUUUUAUAAAAUUUUAAAAGGUGCAACUGAUUUACAUUCUCUUAUUCCGCCUCCAACACAAACUACUAUUAUGACUCUGAGAAGCCAUAAUACACAACAAGUAACAACAUUAAGAAGAGGAAGUGAAUAUCUACAACAGACUUUUAUUCCAUCGUCUUCUAAACUGUGGAAUGGCUUAUCAAAUGUAAUAAAAGAAUCAAAAAAUUAUGCCACUUUCAAAUGUAAAAUGAAACAACCCUACUUCACUAAAUUAAAAUUGCCUCUGCUAUCGAUAGAAUGA
Didymodactylos carnosus is the source of this 840-nucleotide messenger RNA. Lineage: Eukaryota; Metazoa; Rotifera; Eurotatoria; Philodinida; Philodinidae. The record is from the annotation of a GenBank genome assembly.